AUGUCAGGAACCGUUAAAGAUUUCUCACUACGAUACGACCCAAUCAAUGAAGCAAACACGUUUAGUAGUGGCGACUAUAUCAGAGGACGGGUUAUUCUGGAGGUCACCAAAGAGAUCAAAGUUAAGACGCUUGUUGUCAAAAUCAAAGGAGAGGCAGACGUACAUUGGACGGAGAGUCGUGAUGACCAUGACGAUUCCUAUUCGGCUAAGGAAAGAUACUUCAAAUCGAAACAAUAUUUUAUUCACGACGGCUCCAAAAAAGGUAAGGGAAACGGCGGUGCUGUCAGUGGAGAAACGUACAGUAAUGUAGUGUCUCCAGGGAGUCAUGUAUAUGAAUUCUGCUUUCAGCUUCCACAAGGGCCAAUGCCAUCAUCUUUUAAGGGUCUGCAUGGAAAAAUUCUUUAUACACUGGAAGCUAAGAUGAGCAGAUCAUUGAAACCUCCAAAGAAACUGUCAAGCGAAUUCAGCUUUGUCUCACCAGCUUAUGGGAAUGCUGUGGAGUUGAUGAGGCCUCUGUUUGGUGAAACAGAUAAAAAAAUGAAACUCUUCACCUCUGGAAAUGUCUCCAUGAAAGUCAACACUGAGAAGAAGGCCUUCGUGCAAGGUGAAUUGCUGAAGGUCAUAGCCGCUAUUGAAAAUUCUUCAUCUCGUGCUCUCAAACUGAAAUACAAACUUCUACAAACCCAAAAGUUCAUUGCUUCAGGAUCUACCAAUUCUUCACACGAAGUCAUCUUGAAAGAAGUUGGGGAUCCAGUCCCGUCUGGACAGAACCAGACUAUCACUAGACAACUGCAGCUCCCAGCUGACCUCCAGCCCUCCAUUUGGUAUUGUAACAUCAUCAAAGUGGAGCACACUCUGAAGGUGUACCUGGAUGUUCCCUAUGCUUCAGACCCAGAAGUCAUUUUCCCAUUGGUUAUUCUACCUCGAGGGCAACACUUUGGUCUCUUGUCUACACCCUCAGGAGGUCUCUUUGGAAACCCUGCUCAACCAGGAUGGAAUGGUCCUCCUACCCAUAAUGCAGCAGGGCCAUAUCCAAGUGCCUCUGCCUCUGGAGUUUACCCUCCUCCAACUGCACCAGGACCUAAUCAGCAUCAGUAUCCUCCAGCUGUGCACCCACAAUCUGCAAACCCAGGAGCACCUCCACCCAUGUAUUCAGAAUUAUACCCAAAUCCAAACCCAAAUGUCUCAGGGUCUUUAACAGUGCCUACUGCCUCAGACUGCAAUCCACCACCUUACACCGCCACUGCCCAUCCAGUUCCAUCUGCCCCAGGAUACUGUCCAGAUGCAACCACACCAGAGCCCUGUCCCUCUAAGACGCCUCUGUAG
This is a messenger RNA of Chanos chanos (milkfish), 1326 nucleotides long. RefSeq names its product arrestin domain-containing protein 3-like. The record is from RefSeq and is a predicted model, not a curated record. Gene Ontology annotation, cellular component: plasma membrane; cytoplasm. NCBI's taxonomy places the organism in Eukaryota, Metazoa, Chordata, Actinopteri, Gonorynchiformes, Chanidae. Bases 1 to 1326 code for a protein of 441 amino acids. The transcript has 8 exons. Gene Ontology annotation, biological process: protein transport.